Molecule: messenger RNA, 4620 nt
Organism: Agrilus planipennis (emerald ash borer)
Lineage: Eukaryota; Metazoa; Arthropoda; Insecta; Coleoptera; Buprestidae
Product: cytadherence high molecular weight protein 2-like
Exons: 5
Coding region: 248-4552 (1434 amino acids)
Source: RefSeq, a predicted model, not a curated record
ACAGGCAUAGAUAAAUAUUCAUGGAUGAAGUGGUGGAUCAUUGGUGAAUUUUAUCUGAGUUACAAGUUUGUCAUUGUGUGGGAAAGUCGUUGAUAUUUGUGGAAUAUUUGAAUUCUUUGUUCCUUUUAAUUUUUAUUUUUAAACUAUUUAAUUGUCAUAUUUAAAACGCAUGUCUGACGGAACAAGUGCAUUUUCGUAUUUAUAGAUCAUCAACAAUGAUACAGCUUUGUGAAUUCCAGAAAAAACAAUGGAACCGAACGCUAAUACAUCCAAAGAUCAAAAUUUAGACUCAGGCAACAGUGGCAAUACGGUUACCUCCCAAGUUUUGGAAUACUUUAAUAAUUUUUCACAAUCAGAAAAUCUUUCUCGUUAUUUUCGUGGUUCUAAAACUAAGAAAACUCACAGUUUUGAAGAUAUAGCCGUUGCUGAUUGUUCAAGACCGCAAUUCAUAGGUGAAAAUCAGUUUGAAACCGAAGAAGUAGGUCUCGAUAUUAAUAAACCAGGUAAUGAAAAUAAGGAAAUCAGCCCUACAAGUAGUCUGGCAUCAAAUCGCAAACUCGAAUGGGACAAUGGAGCAGAUAUUGGUUACAAAAAUGUGCAAAUUUUACAAAAAAGUCUUUCCUUACCAGUAUUAAAUAGCGCGGGUAAAGUAAAUAUUCAUGAAGAAUUGCUGAGAUUAAGUCCUGAAGGUAUCAAUUGCAGCACAGAACAAGAGCGACGACCACCAGCAAUGUCUAGAUUUCCCUUAAAUGUGCAAAACAGCCAAGGUUUGGUAAUGUUACCCGAAAGUUCUGGGGAUGAAUCGCCUGUUGAACACAAAAACAAGAUUAUUCCAUCUUCAUCAUCUUCAUCUUUAAAGGUAGACGAUAUUCAUCCACAUUUGCACGAUUUAAGUUCAAGUGAUGACGACGCACCUAUUGCAGUAUCAACUCCUUUUGAUAAAGAUAGUUAUGGAGAGACAUGUGCUUCUAAAUUAAAAAAACAGAAAAAUGGUAGCUUGGAAUAUAAAAAUGAAUACACACAAAUGUCUAGAAAAGACAAAGAUAAGGGUCGAACAUUUAAACUACAGAUUUCAAAACCUAUUUACGUGGAUUGUUUCAACAAAGAAGAAAUUUCAUAUUCAAAUAAAAAUAUACAAACGAGCUUCAAAGACCUAUCCUCAAAACUUGUUCAAACAGAUGCAUUUUUAAGCCAGAUGUAUCCUAAAAAGAACAAAAUUUCUGAAAAGCACGAGGGCACCCAUUCAGAGCACGAACUUGAUAUAAAAGAAAAUCCUUCUAGUAGUUAUCCUUCGCGGCCCAAUUCUGCCAGUUCUCUAUCAAAAUGUGAAAGCUUUCAAUAUCUUAAUGCUGAAGAGUACCAUCCUAAUCAAGAGGACAAUAUCGAAAAUAUGAUGGAAGAGAAAUCAGCACCAACUUACAAUUUUCCAUCAGGAAGUAAAACAGAACAAGUAAAUCGUUUACAAACUAACAUUUGUUCAAAAUCAGGAGAACCAACAGGAAAAGUUAAUAAAGGCAUCAAUUUGAUUAAGAAGUUAAUAAAGUCACAAAAAUACGAUAGUACAACUAAGAGACAGUAUAUUAACAUGAUUAUUAAGAAAAUUAUCGAACAGAAUUGCUCAGAUGAGAGUACUGAAGGUUUUUCUAGUCCAAAAUUUGAUUUAAAUAAAAGUAAUUUUGAUUUAGCUCCUCCCACUAAUUCAACAAGUGAUUUAAGUGAUCCACCAAAAGAAAAUUCUACUAAAAUUAUAUCUAACACCAAUCAUAAACGGGCCACUAAAAGAAACCUUUUGCACCAAAAUAAACCAUGGAUUCCAAUUGUAAGAAGCCCUAAUAGAAACUUAGAUUAUAAAGAAUCGCUCAAUUUUCAAACAUUUUCGAAUGAAAUUGUAGCUCCUGUUGAACAAGAAAAACAAGUAUUCUAUCAAAAAACCGAACUACCUUGCACGGAUCAAAAAAUUUCUUCGGCUUAUGAUAAGUUAAAGAAAAGUCAUUAUACGAUGGUCAGCGAUGAAGUUCAAAAAUCUAAGUGUGUCAAAGGGAAAGGAGAUGAUAAUCAUCAUUCCAUUUCGAAUUUACAUCAAAAGUAUAAAUUUCCAGAAAAAUAUAGAGAACGGAAUUGGAAUCAAGACAAAACACAAGCAGAAAAGAUGUCUUCAAGAUGCCCUGACUCAAGUGAUUCCUACAAUGAUAGUGAAACUGUUACACGUUUCGCAAAAAACGAGAAACUGCAUCAACUUAAUUGGAUUAAAUGUGAAAUAGCCUACCUGAGCAAGCUUAAAAAUCUGUUAGAAAGUACGAAUGGUUAUUUAAGUAGCAGUUGUGUAGAUAGCAACGAAGUAAAAGAUACCAAUAGUAAUAGUAGUACUCUAAUGAAGAACGCAGAAGAUGGGAAGAAGGCUAAUGUAGACAAUUUUGAAGUUUUAACUACAGUCGACGUGAAGCCUUUACAAAAAGGUGUAACUCAAAAAACGAAUACCAUCUAUCUAAUAACGACUGAAAGAUUAAAAGAUUCAGCCACUGGAAAGCUUCCUCAAAGUAAACUAAUUACAGAAGAAGAGCUUCUAAAUUCUAACGAUAAGGAUCUGAAGGUUUUAAAUAAUGUAAUUCGCAAAUUGACAAUUGAUAAUAAAUCAGAGAUAGAACAAAGUCCUGAAGCAGAAUGUAAUGAAUUAUCUAAAAAACUAACUGAAGUAAAUUCUGAAUCUCUGCCAUUUGAUAUCCAAAAAGCCAAACUUAUUUCCACAACCGUGCACACUAUUGUAAAUAAUAAUUCCCAAAAAACGUUGAUUAAAAGAUAUACAUUUGAAGUAUCUGAGGAAAGUACUUCAGCUCAUAAAGAUUAUGACAAAACUUCAACGUCUAAUACAAGUAGCAGUAAUAAACACACCGCAGAAAAUGAUUCUCGUUCUCACACUGUUGAUGCUCAAUCUACCUCAUCUAGUACAAAACCGUCAAAUAUGAAUAAAGUUGCUUUGACUAAUAACACAAAUUUUAUUAAAAAAGAUCUACACGAAAAAAAUGAAGAUGCUACCACUAGAAAAACUAAUUUUGUGUAUAAAACUAAUCAAUCUAGUACGCCACACUUGUGUAAACUGAAUGGAGAAAAUCAAAUUAUACUCGCAAAUGGUAAUAAAAACACUACACAGGGUAAAAUUCAAUCGAAUACUAUUACGGAAAGCUCAUCUGAAAAUAAUAAAACACAGAGUGAUUUUCAAAAAAAGAUUAUUCACUUGCAAAAAACAAUUGAUCAAAAGGAACAAGAAUUAAAAGAAAUUAAAUCGCUUUUAAAUCGUAAUACAUUAAACAUUCACAACAAUGUUCCAGAAAAGCUCAAAGAUAAGAAUAACUCUUCAAAAAAUGCUGACCAAAAUUAUAAAAUAAGCGAAGUCCCUGUACGAAAUGAACAAAAAGAAGAAGCAAAGAAACUGCCCCGGAAAGGAUCAGCAGAAAGUACAAAACACAUUAGUAAAAGUAUAAAUAACGCAAAUAAUGAAGAGAAUACAUAUAGCGAACAUCAUUUAACAAACGACAAAAAAUUAAAUAAGAAUUUUCCAUUGGAUGCGUUAAGCAUUUCCUCACAGUCGGAUUAUCCAGAACAGGAAAUUUCGGAAGAAGUUACUUCUAUUAAAAGUUCUUAUGAUUCAAAAACGCCAUACGUAUCUUCAGAAGAUAAGUCCAGGGAAAAUGAUAAGUGUUAUUAUCAAAAGCAAGAGAAACAAUCCCAAUCCGACCGUACGUCUAAGACCAUCUGCUGCUGCAAAGAUGACCAAAACGUUAUGUUUGAAAUAAAGGAUGUUGUAACCAAACUUAAUCGUCUAAUUGAAGAGGAGAAUGAGUGUUGUAAAUGCCUCUAUGACCACAAAAACCAAAGUAAGAGCAAUUCUAAUGUAACAAAUAAACAUAAACUACCUAUUGCUUAUACUUUGAUACUGGAAGAACGUGAACUUAAUAGAAAUGUAGAAAAUAAUAAGAAUUCUGGCAAAAACAAGAAAACACGGCCUUUGCAAGAAAUUAGAAUUAAAUUUCCUUUGCCUCAUAGUAAAAAGAAAAGUAAGAAAGCCAGAUAUAGUAAUCACAGAAAAAGAAAAGAAAGUAGCUUUGUAGACCUGCCAACCCACGAAAAUGAAACUGCAGAGUAUGAGUAUGAUGAUAAUAAUGUCCCUUUGUAUGAGUAUUUAAACAAAAAUAGACCCCAAUUCGUACAAUCAGCGGAAGAAAGACGCAAAUGCAUAUACGAACUGGCUAUUAUAAGAGAACAGUGUCGUCGGAAGUACAAGGAACUUUUGGCCUUAACUGACGGAAUUCCAUUAGCUUCUUCAAUUAACAGAAACGAUUCAAAACCGAAAAAGCUGUUCACUUCAGCUGAAAUGAGACAAAUGACAAAUAAAAAAUAUAAACACUUACCGGAGGUUCAGAAAAAACUGAGGGAUAAUAAAAAUGAACAAAUUAAAUACGCCAAUCGUAUAUUGUUGAACGUAUUUGCUAAGAAAUUAAAAGAUCGAGUCCUAAGUGGAGAAACUAAUCUCUCAUUGCAGUCUAGUAUUAUGUAAAUUUCAGAAGAUCUGAUUAUAUUUAUAUGCAUUUAGUAAUUGUUAUAAAUAAAUGAACCAAGGAAAUA